GGGUCAGAGAGGCGGGGCUUCCGUUUCAAGCAAGAGUUUGAAACAUUUAAUAAUAUAUAUUUUUUUUAUUAGCCCGAUGAACGAGAGGGAGUAUUGUUAUACAGGAAUAAGUGUCGACAAUAAUAUAUCCCUUCAUGCCGGAUGAAACAGAUGUAGACCUUUGAUAUUGAGCCUUACAUCUAACUAGUUUAAUUAAUAGUACAAAAGAGGUGUUCACAUAUUUAUACAAUUAUUUGAGAAGUUUAAAAAUUCUGGGACAACCUUAAGGAUGGCCUACUAUGACAGUCCGGCGAUUCUACGCACCCGCAGCGCUACGCCACUGACACCUGAAAUGUCAAAAAUACUGCCCUAUGUGACCGACAAGACCAUCGCCCGUCAUCUGGGUAGUGUGGGGCGCUCAAUGGACAUGGGGCACGCCAAGAAUUAUUUCAACCCUGCCACACGUACCGUGUACUCCCGAUAUCAGCCCAAUGACUGGUUCCUGUCUAACAGCAUCAACUACACCCUUUCGGACAAGGAGCGUAGCUUCGCCGAGAGGCUCAGAGCCGAUGCCUGGCGGGCAGUGAAGGAAACAGACGCCAGGACGCGAAAUCGACAGAAUGACGUCACCAAACGUUUAGGUGAAAGAGUUCAGGAUAUUGCCUUCUGGAAGUCUGAACUAAACAAUGAGAUUAAUGCCAUGGCUACUGAGAUGGAAAAUCUGAAGGAGUACAAGCGUACGUGUGAGAAGGCGUUGGCCGACACGGCGAACCCACUGCACAUCUCAGAGGAGUGCCUGAUGAACCGAGAGAAGCGGCAGGGCAUUGACCUGGUCAACGACGACGUGGAGAGGUCUCUGGUCAAGGAAGUGGAGGUCAUCAAGAAGUGUCAGGCCCGAUUGAAGAAAGUUCUGGACAAGGCUUACGUUCAACUGAAGAUGGACCGUGCAGCCCAGCACGCGCUCGAGAUUGACGCUAAAGACAAACAUCACGCGCAGGGCCUAGACGACAGGAUGCAAAUGUUGCGCAAUUCUUCAGCAGGCGUAGGCUACGUCCCAGGGAUAGAGAACAUAGACAACACUAUCACCAUCCCGGAGUCCUGGGCUCGUUACACACAAGAAAACAUCGCCAGGUCCCAGAGGGAGAGGGCCAACAGUGAGAGGCUCCGGGGCGAGAUAGACAGCACCCUCAGGCAGUCUGCUAACGACAUGUGGAACCACUUUAACGCAGUCAACAACGCCUUCAAUACCAGGAUCAGAGAGACCACUGACGCUAGGAACAAGCUGCAGGCUCACUUGCAGAAGACUAUGCAGGAGAUCUUUGAUAUGGAGAGAAAUGUGGCGUUGCUGAGGAAGGCCAUCAUGGACAAGGAACAACCGAUGAAGGUCGCCCAGACCAGACUUGACGAGAGAACCAGAAGGAUCAAUGUUGAGCUGUGUAAUGACCCUGCCAUGAAAUCGCUUCAGAGGGAGGUGACGGAGAUCAAAGAGUCUCUGCGUAUACUGAAAGACCGUCUCAAGUCAUCGGAGCUGUCCCUGGCCCGCCUCAUCAAGACCAAGGCCACGCUCGAGCACGACAUCUCGGUCAAGGACAACACCCUCAAGAUCGACGCCUCCUUCUGUAUGGGCAUGCGCAAAGGGUUCCCCAUGGAUCCAAAAGUGGGGCCCAUCUUCCAGAUGCCCAUUUGUUAAUGAUAAAGGAAUUUUAAUUAACAGGAGAUCGCUUAUGUUUAUUUUUUUAGCACAACUUUUUUUUGUUUUUGUUUUUUUUUAAAAUUCUGACGGCCAAUGUACAUUUCAGUAUUCAAUAAUACAUUUAUGAAAAAAAAUUACUAUAAAAUAUUUAUUAAAGAUAAAAAUAGUAGGUGUAGCCCAAUGUCUCUGAAAUAUGUGCUUUAUACUUUUUUUUUAUAACAUUUAAUUUUACGAAUCUAUUUUUAUAUACAUAUAUUUCAUGGGAAGAAGUGUAAGGCUAUUUGUUUAGUCCCAGACAUAAAGGAUUGUUUUUUACUCUAUUCUCAUGUAAAUACUUACUUUUAUCUAAACAAUGCAGUGAUGCUCUGACUUAUUCGGUUUGGGGGCCAUAUACAUUUUCGACGGUCAUGUCGUGGACAGCAUCACAAAAAAUUUCGAGUUUUAUAAAACUAACGUUCUGCUGCUUCAAUUUUUUUAGGCAGAAGUUUUGUGGAGUUUUAUAGUGCCGCGUCAUGGGACGGAUAUGACCCGCAGGCCCUAAUUCAGGCAUCACUGUAGUAAUUCAUCUGUCUUGUACAUGUAUAUUCUAAUCUGUCUUAUCAUGAUUAUUAUUUAAAAUGUUAUUUAUUCUUUUAACUCAUUAUCUAUCUUGGUCUUUAUUUUGAAGGUGACAUUUAAAAAAAACAACACUAUCAGUAUUAUGAGUUUAUCAAUGUUGAUAUGAUUAUAUUAAUGGAUCAGUAUUGUGUAAGAAGCAGAUAUUUUAAAAUUAUUAAGCAAGCCUUGUUUCAAGCUUUGUAUUUGGCGAUAUUUUUAUUUGCUAUUAAUCACCCUUUGUUAUAUAGUCCUUAGCUAUUAUUUUAUUGUUUUUUUCUUAUUCUGUCUCAAGUUGUUUUAAAUGUCACGUGAUCAGUAUAACAGUAUUCCUGCAUGUACACAAACGUGUACACACUAUAUACAUAUAAUAGUUGUACACUCUAUUCCUUUAUAUAGAAACACGAUUUUGUUUUCUUUUUAUUUACAUUUUUUCUAUGAACAUUUCAAUUUCGUCUGCUGGUACAAUUUUUUUAAAAUUUACAGUUCAUUCCCCCUGAUGCUAUUUAUAGAUGUUAUGUAUACUUGUAGCCAGAGUUGUUAAUGUGUACUAUAUAUUUACUUGUAGCCAUGAUGUGGUCUAGUACACAUAAGCUACCCCUCAUCCACAUACAACGGCUGUGAUAUGUAUUUAAAAAGCAGUGUGGCACAAUUUUGUAUGGCUACUAUUUGAAAUAUUUUGUCUAAUAAUAUUUGCAGGUUUUUUUUUUUAAUUUCUUUUCAUUUUCAUGUUUCGAUUGAAAAGGAAAUUGUCAUUUAAUGUUUGGAUACUUUUUUUUUUUUGGGGCCUUUGGACAACAAAAAAACAACAAAAACAACAGAAGCAGAGGCGCACCUAGAGUGUGGGGAUGGAAGGGAAUAAUUUAAAAAUCCCCCAGGCCUUACUUAUGGGGGGGGGGGCAAAUGAGUGUUUUUUUUAUAUUAAAUAUUAUUAAUAUAAUAUAAUAAUUAAAAUGCAAGGGCCCCCAGGUCAAGCACACCGGCCCCCAAACGAUGGCGAAUUUCUAGCUACGCCACUGAACAGAAGUAGAAAAGCACUCUUAAUUCUCUGCUCUUAUACUUUUUUUUUUAUGAAAGAGAAGUUUUCAUUUGAGACAAUGGUUUCUCCCAGUGCUAAAAAUAAAUAAAAAAAAUACAGUACAUUUUAAAA
This is a messenger RNA of Biomphalaria glabrata, 3416 nucleotides long. RefSeq names its product tektin-3-like. Gene Ontology annotation, biological process: cilium movement involved in cell motility; cilium assembly. Gene Ontology annotation, cellular component: microtubule cytoskeleton; nucleus. NCBI's taxonomy places the organism in Eukaryota, Metazoa, Mollusca, Gastropoda, Planorbidae. The transcript is spliced from 10 exons. Bases 269 to 1669 code for a protein of 466 amino acids. The record is from RefSeq and is a predicted model, not a curated record.